AUGGCAGAAGCUCGUAUCCCUGUGAGCAUUAACCACCUCUCCUGUCAGAUCUGCAGCAAGCUUCUCCGGGAUCCUGUCACUAUUCCCUGUGGGCACAACUUCUGCCGGCACUGCAUCAGUGAUUGCUGGGAUCGGGGUGAGAGGAAAUGCAUCUGUCCCCAAUGCAGGAGGGAGUUUACACCGAGACCUCAUUUGAUCAUGAACUCAACUCUUGCUCAAAUGGUGAGAGACACCGGGAGGAGUGAGAAAAGGAAGGAGAAGUCUUCAGCAGGGUCCCCGGAGGCAUCAAAGAAACCCCGGAGCUGCACAGAAACAUCUGGGAGCAAUUGGUGCACGCGUCACCAGAGACCACUGAAUGGGUACUGCUGCACGGACCACCGGGUCAUAUGUUCCCUGUGUGCUUCAGCUGAACAUGGAGGACACACAAUUGCACGGCUGGAGGAAGCAAGGAGGAAAAAGCAGGGGGAUCUGAGGACCACUCAGAAACAACUCCAGCAGAUUCUGCAGGAGCAAGAGGAGAAAUGGGAGAACCUGGGGAAGAUGGCUGAGCAGGUUCAGGAGGAGGCCCGACAGGCGGAGGACUACUGUGAAAGCGCCAUAGUCAGGGUCAUCGACUGCCUCCAGAAACAUUACCUGUCGGUGAGGGAGUUGAUCAGAGCUCAAGAGGAGGCAGCAGCAGCUCAGGUUCACAUCUCGCUGCAGAACCUUGAGAUGAAGAUGGAAGAGAUUAAGAAGACCGAUGCUGAGCUGGAUUCUUUGGCACAGACUGAAAGCAGUGUGCAUUUCCUGGAGGACUGGCCACAUGUGCGACGUCAGUGUGAAAAACAUCAUCUCCAGCCUUCCCAUGAGCUCUCAGAAGAUCAAAUUCGCCCGUUUGAGGCAACAAAGACUAUUGUUGAACAGCUUGGGAAGCAACUGGAGGAAUUCUGCGACAAAGAAUUGGCCUCAAUCUCUCACACAGGUCUCUCUGGAGCUCACAGGAUUCUGAACGAAAAGGAAGUGGAGCCUAAAAUCAGAGAAGACUUUCUCCGAUAUGCAUGUGAGCUUUCUCUGGACCCGACAACAGCUCAUAAGGACCUAACUAUAUCUGAAGGAGACAAAAAGGUUAUGUUUAGCCCACAUACAAAUAAAACUCCAGCCUUUCGUCACCCAGAGAGCUUCACCACCCGGCUGCAGGUGCUCUGCAGGGAGGGCCUGCAAGCCGAGCGGUGCUACUAUGAAGUAGAAAUACAAGGAGAGAAGGUGGAAAUUGCCCUCGCCUAUAAAGGCCUAAACAGGAAAUCCCGCACCCAACUGUCAGCAUUUGGGGGCAAUGCAAACUCUUGGAGUCUGGAUCGCUCUAAAACGUAUUCUGUGAGCCACCGGGGUGACAGUGUCCAGCUCACGACUCCUCCUUCUCAAAGCAGGGUUGGAGUUUAUCUUAAGUUCAAAGAGGGGACCCUGUCUUACUAUGAAGUGACGGACAGUAUGAAAUUUCUCUACAAGGUGGAAGCGACAUUCACAGAGCCGCUGCAUCCAGGCUUCUGGCUUGGAGAAAAUAGUUGCAUCAGGAUCUGUGAUCUGAGACAAGACGCACUGUGAACAACAGAGGACUGGAAACAGCUUCUCUGUUCUGAGAGAUUCAUGCAUUAUGCAGAGCAGCAGCUUAUCUAUUCUAUUUUUAUACAAAAGAAAAUUACAUAAUAACGCCAUAAUAACUAGGUCUAUGUUCUAUAGAGGAUAUAUUUUAACCCUCUUACAACUGUUUUCCCAGGGCAUCCAGAGCCCAUGUGGCUACCGGUAUGUUGUUCACGGUUUUCUGAGGAACUUCAAAGGUCACACACAUUAACCAGCUGUUUCCAGCCUUUUCUUUAAUUUAAAGAUUUCCUCCCUGCAACUAUUCACAAUAUUAUCGUAUAAGCUGGUGGUGCUAUUUUUUGUAAUUUGGCAUUAAGAAAUGAUUAUUGUUAUUAGCAGUAGUAGUUAUUUUGAACCCACUGACGAGUCUCUGAAGGUAGUGACCCACGAACCAGCAUUGAACACUUUUAUUUGUUUAUUUAGUAAGCAUUUUCAUAGCAUAAAAUUGUAAAUUUGUUUUUAUUUAUUGCAAUGACAUGUAGUAGCAAAGGGCAAGAUUUUUGGUUCUUGUUUCCAUGUAAACAAGGAGCAUAAAUACCUUAUUAUUUUAGCAGGUUAUCUAGGUAUAAGCACCAUAUCUAAAUGUGAUAUACACUGGCCAAAAUAAGUUCUCAAAGGCAUUGGCAAUCAUUCAAACUGUUGGGGAGUUGUAUGUGCAUGACCUAAAUGCAAACUUGGAGGCAGGAGUAAACAAAAAAAACCUAUAUACAAAAUGCACUGCCAUGGCAGGAUAUACUGAAGAAUUAAAAAUGCGCACAGAGAGGAGUAUGACGAGGAGCAUGGCAAACAAAAUGACAAAUGAGAAUAUAUUUUCUUUAUAUACUCACAAAUCUUUAAAUGACAAUCAGUGAAGACAACAGGGAGAAGAAAUGGCAGAGAGGAGACUGAUUAAACACAGGACAGGCCUGACAAAGAACAAAAAGAAAAUAUAUUUGCAAAAAUCAUUGCAAAAGCCAGACAGAGCCCUGAACCCCACAACCCCUGAAAACCCAACAGUGAAACAAAACACAGAACAGAGUUCACAAAGAAAAUGUCCACAGGGAAAUAAAACCUCAGAUCAGACACAAAUAAGAUGAUUAGGAGGAUGGAUAUGAUGAGUGUGAUUGUUAAUCCAUAUAAAAUUAAUCUCCUCUUAAAAUAAAAAGGCCCACUGAAUAGAAAGUCUGGGCUCAAAUAUUUUUAUUCAGAUUUCAACUGGUGACUCACUAAGACCAAAAAAGUGGACCACGUCAGUCCAGCUCAGGUCUUUACACUGGCUGUUUGUCCAUCAGAGGAUAGACUUUAAAGUUCUGAUGUUGGUCUAAUACACCGGUAACCACCUGACCCAGUAUGAACCUUCCAGACCCCUCAGGUCUUCUGGAUCCGGUUUUUUAUCAGUUCCUAGAGUCGGAACCGACAUGGAGAAGCUGCAUUCAGCUUCUGUGCUCCACACGUCGGGAACAAACUCCCAGAAAGCCUCAGAUCAGCUGAAUCACUCAGUAUAUUUACGUCCAGGUGGAAAACACCUGUUUUCAGCUGAAUUUGAAUAAAGCGCUUACACACUUAACCUACACUGGUACUUUUAAGCUUGAGUUUCAAAAGUUGAUCAUUGUUUAGCCACUGAUUUUAUCUGAUUGUAUCUAUUUUCCUUAUUUCUUUUUUGUUUAAAUUUUAAAUCAUGCUUUUUAUUUCUACUAUGUGAUGUUAAAAUGUCCUCUGUAAAGCACUUUGCACCUUGUUGAUUUGUGCUAUACAUACAGUCAUAAACCACCAACGGCUCCCCGGUGUUGAACCAGAAAGGUCUAGAAGUAAUACAACUGCUUGUUCAAUCUUUAUUUUUAGUAUUUCAUGUUAUUAUAAUUUUUGUGAGUUUAUGAUUUUUACAAUAACUGCCAGCAUCAUACAAUCAUACCACUGAGGAGAGGGGAAAAGAGAAAGUAAAAGGACAUUUCUAAACGUGUCUUUUGUACAUACAGUGAUUGCAAUGUGUGCUAAGUAAGGCCUUGCACACACCCAUAUGACUCUAUACACACAGCACUCCAAAAAGUCACAAUACUGUACAUCCCUUAAGAUAUAAAGAGUGGUUCCCAAUGAUUACCUAGGAAGGGACAGUCAAGUGUGAAGAUUUGGGUCCAGCCACAGUUCUUCUUAUGCAGUAUUAAAUACCACAAUAUUGCUUUUACACAUAACUUAAUAUUUUUUGCUAUUAUUGAGACAACAAAACAAAAGCUAACUUUCCUGCAGUCUUGUGAAAAAAGUGCAUGAAUCACAUUCAUUUUCAGUUUUUUUUCUUGUUACAUUUACUGCUAAAACUGUUACUUAUUAAGACAUUGAUAUACUUCACAUUGAAUAAAACGUAUCUUCAAAAUUGUUUGGUUACAUGAGAUUAUUUACAGACAUGAACAAAACAGAUAUCUCUAAAGACAGACUCAGCAGCAAGUACAAAGAAAACAACACAAGAAAAAAAUACUUAAAGUUUACUGCCACACGCUUUGAGACAUUUAAACCUGAAAACAUUUUAAAAUGGAUAAAUUAUACAGACAAUGUGCUACUCUGAGAUAUACCACUAAGAUACCAAAAAUAUAAAGUUUGACCUGAAGAGUGGCCAUCUGACAGUGUCCAUACAGUAUACAGUAAAUAAAAACCCUACACAAAGAUUUUCUGAGGUUAACGAGAGUUCAUUAAUGUACAUGUGUGCAGCAUCUUUCUGAUAAAGUUGUGCAGUUCAGGGAAACUUGGCAUCGUAGAAUCAGACCAAUCAGGCAGACUUCUUUGUAAAAAGCGACCAGUUAGCAGUAUUUCAUCACCUUUGUAGGAGUAUUAAAGGUAUGGUAAGGGAUCUCUGAAUGACUUGACACCUGAACCAUCCACCUCCCGUCUAGUUGAAAAUCUUCACUCUUCAAAGAUUUUGCAGCUCUUCAUCGAAAGUAGCUUGUCUCACUGUUAUGGUGCACUUCAGUAAAAUUUCUAUCUGUCUCUGAUUUAUGUUCCUGGAAACUAGUUGUUCAGUAAUGGAUAUAUUGCUUAUUAUCUCAGUGUAUCUCAGUCAAAAGAUCCCAGAUGCCACUGACAUUAACUCUACCAUCCAGCAAAAGCUUCAAAUCUCACAACAAGAACAAGCUAGACAAACAGCAGAGCAGGUCUUAAAAUACUAUUUCAGUUAGCGACACACAAGUAUUGAUAACUUGUAAAACAUAAAACUUUGUUACUCAUUACAUCUACAAUACUGCAAAUAUACAGAAAUAAAAAUAUAGUCAGUUGACACCUUAUAACAAUUGCUUUAAAUACAGUGAUAAAAAAAUAAAUUAAUAAAUGUAUUGAUAUCCGUGUAACAGUAAUUAAAUAUGCUCUUUUUUUUAACCUGCAACUCUUCACUGUCACUGUGUAGAAAAUGUUAGCGCCAAGACAUCCUUCUCACCUGUACCCCACAACACUUCACGAUGUUUGGUAUUCUGCAGAUAUACAGAGAGCGGCAUGUUUGUGAACAUGCAUGUUUCAGUCAGUGCACGUGAGGAGUCUAAGGCUUUCAGGAGUGCAAACUUUCAAGUCAGCUGACGAGUUGACAUAAUUUGGAUUCCUUCUCUGAAGGUUUGAAAAUCUUUUGGUCCAUCAAAGUUCAUGCUGUUUUGGUCAUAGUGAACAUAGUUUGUGCAUUUUCUUUGUUUUGUGCUCUAAUAAAGAUAUUUGAUUAAGGAUAUAUUUUACUGUACAGGACAGAUUUGACGAGUGUCGCUAAUCUCACCUUCCUGUGUGUCUCGUUUUAAAUAAUACAACAAUCAAGGUCCACAAUCAUCUCUUUUGUGCUUUUGUAGCAUUGAAUAAGAAAACUGGAUGUUUGCUUCAAAUCCUUGUGAAUAAACUGUGCUUCCUGUUACUAAAACAUAUGACCACAUGUGACUCCUUCUGUUAAGUUUCAAACAGGCUCCUUGCCGCUGCUCAUCCAGAGCUCACCCACCCCACCCAUGGACUGUUCUCUCUGUUGUCCCGUAGCAUCCGCUCCACAACAACCAGAUUCACUAAGUUACUGCCCCCUAACCAUCAACCUGCUAAAUGCCAAAUAACCCCAACCUGCUGCCACUUUGUUUCUGCUCAUUCUGUUUAUUCUGUACAUAAGAUACAUUUAAGUGCAAUAUUUUUCUGACCCCUGUAAAUAAGACUAUAUUAAUUCUACCACCGCUCUACCACCAGAUAAUUGCAAUAAUCCACACAGCCACUGCUACUACGAUAUCUCUGCUUUAUACUGUGUAUCCUUUUAGUUGUAGUUUUACUGUUGAUGUAUAUGGAAGCUGAGCAACAACAUUUGGUUGCAUAAGAAAUAGCUGAUGUUUUUAGUU
Molecule: messenger RNA, 5930 nt
Organism: Cololabis saira (Pacific saury)
Lineage: Eukaryota; Metazoa; Chordata; Actinopteri; Beloniformes; Belonidae
Product: tripartite motif-containing protein 16-like
Exons: 6
Coding region: 1-1581 (526 amino acids)
Molecular function (GO): zinc ion binding; protein binding
Source: RefSeq, a predicted model, not a curated record